This is a messenger RNA of Didymodactylos carnosus, 2887 nucleotides long. The record is from the annotation of a GenBank genome assembly. Lineage: Eukaryota; Metazoa; Rotifera; Eurotatoria; Philodinida; Philodinidae.
AUGAUUACUAUCGUCUACGUCCUGCGUGCAUUAACCUUCCUCGAAAAACUAAAUAUUAUUCAUGGAGAUAUCAAACCACAAAAUCUUGUUAUUAUCUCAGGCAAUCAAUGUUUUUAUAUUAAAUUAAUCGAUUUUGGUACAGUGGAAAAGAUGGACACUAGACGUGCUCAAGUUACAGUCAAUGCAACUAAAGCUCACACAGUAUUCUUCGCUUCACCAGAAUUUCUGCGACGUGAUUCAAACAAUGUCAUGUCACGUCAUCUGCACAAAAAAUCGGAUGCUUGGGCAGCUGGUGUCAUGUUUUACAUUUUAUUCUUCGAAACAUUACCUUGGAAAGACCAGUCUGAAUAUGAAAAUUUCUGUAAUGAUCCACGGGCCAGAGAUGUAGUCGUGCCUCAGGCAGGUGGCUACAAGCUGAUCAUUGAACUUUUGCUAAAAAAGAAUCCGGCAGAGCGCUCGAGCGCCAAGGCAACACUUAUGCAGAUGAAAGCUCAUCCAGCGCUCGGUGUGAUUAUUGAAUCACUGCAGCAAAGCUUCUGUCCGAUCGACGACGUGUGCCGUAUGCGAGUACCCGACGAUGUUCGACAGGAGUUAGACUCUGAUCAUCGCGAAGAGUUCGCACAUCCCGGCGACUUGGGCUACCAUGCUUCGGGAAGCUCAUCGAAUGAAAAACGGAAAUGCCGCUACGGAUCAGAUUGCUAUAGGACUGAUCCUGAUCAUCGCCAAAAAUAUGAGCAUCCAGGUGAUUCGAGCCAUGGUCAGCUGGAAAAGCAGAAAUGUCGCUACGGAGCUACCUGCUAUAAGUAUGUUUUAUUUCACAUUAAAUUAUCGUCAUUGCCCUCAUAACUAGAUGGCAUAUAGGCAAAGACCAUAAGGCGAAGCAUUUUCGACACUCGAGUGUAGCGCUGACACUUAGACUCGAUCUCAAGAACACUCAUUCUUUCUUGUAAUAUAUGCUUGUGCCACUGGCACCUCUCCCUGUUUCUGUUAUUUCGAAAAAACAGAAUGGACAACUUCAGUGCAAAAGAAUUGUAACUACUGAAUUGAUUCUUUUGAAAAAAGAACUGUCUGUGGAAGUCAUCUGGGUUGAGGUCUAGCUCCAUUAUAAACUGAGUUUUCAUUCCGAGGUCUCUACCAGAAAAAAUAGAAGUAUACAACGAAAUUACACGUCAAACCAGAUCAUUUUUAGAUACAGUUCUUUUUUUGAGAAGAACUAGAGCCUACUCCAGAUGAAAUGAACGUCCUCUCGAUAAUUUAAAAACAUUUACAGCAUCUCAAUGCAUGAAGUUUUUGCACAGACUUCUGGUGAUUCUUCAGUCUCUAGAUCAACGCAUCACAACGUACAGAGGUGGUUGCAUUUGUCGAGAAGGAAAACACGCGCAAUCGACUGCUGUACAGAUGCUUCGCAUCGCAUAACAGUCGUUUUGAAACUAGGUUUAAAGCAUGGUGAUAACUGUUAAUACUUCUUGUCUACAAGAAAUAAGGUUUAAUUCAUGGAAUAUUUGUUCGUACCGGUGUUUCGUUUCUUCAAGUACCAACCCCGAUCAUCGCAAACAGUAUAUACAUCCCGGUAAAUCGGGCCACGGUUGUUCUGAAAAGCAGCAAUGUCGCUUCGGAGAAGACUGCAACAAGUAUGUUCAAUUUUUGUUGAACUAUUAUCAUUGCCUUCAUCAAAAUGAAUGUUUAGGACAAACGAUCAAGAACAUCUGGCGAAAUUUCGACACUACUGAACUUGCCUAAGGAAGAUAUUCUUUGGCUUUGUAAAAAUUCCUUCAAUGUAACUGAUACAAAAUAAAAUUCAACGGAACUCUCUCAAGGUGCAAUACCUUACUCACGCAUCAUCUGAGUUACUGAUAAGUGACCAUUAGCAUCUCUACCACUGUUUACGAUCACUUUUGCUGUGCUCCACUGCUUGUAACCUCUAACGAAGAGGCCAACAGAAGAACAAUACUACAUUGACCUUGAUCUGCCAUAUAAGUAAAAGCAAGGUCACUCUAUGAUUAUCUGUUCACCUUAUAUCCCACCAUUACACAGUGAAACGUAAAGAUGCCAUCAACUAUGCUCUCACCAAGUGCUUUGAGAGCAAUCAGGUCCCUGCAGAAUAAAGACGAAGAACUUAAGAAGAACAAAGACGUGGUGCGCGUUCGGCCACGAGAACAAGUAGAGCCAGAGCUCUUGCAAAGUAUCUGAACAAAAAUAUGAAGCAACGCUCUAAUGAUUUUCUAGGCUACCAACCACUUCCAACCAUAUGUUGAGGGAGUUCCUGUCCGCUCCGACUGCGAAGCAUUUCAGCGGUUAAAAAACUCCAACGACUCUACAGCAUGCUUAGUCCGCUGGGCCUUGAGACUCGAUGCUUUCGAUCUCACCAUCGAACAUCGCUCUGGUAAAACUAAUGAAAAUGCUGACGCGCUAUCCCGGUAUCCCAAUUCCCAUCAUGAAAUCAAUCUUCCAGAUUCCGCCAUCACUCUCUGGGAAGGCUGUAGUCUGCUCAACGAUAUUCAAGUACGCCAACGGGAGGGCCCUACUUAGAUUUACUUAUUGAAUAUUUGACUAAUCAUAUAUUGUCCCAGGGUAAUCUUCCUUAUAAGCGUUUCAUCAAAGAAGUCUCUCAGUAUCGAAUAAUUAUAACGGCCUCUUCUAUAAAAGUUGUAAACAAUCUCUCUCUGUCUUCGAAUCUCGAUCACUCACUGGGCAUCACCUACUGGUUAUUUCCAAGUUCCUCCAACAUUUUCGAAACUUUUAGCUGAUUUUCAUUUUUUGUCGAAUUUUCGUGUUGAAAAACGAUCGAGAUUUUCACCAAAAAAUGAAAAUCAGCUAAAAGUUUCGAAAUACACAUCAUUCGACUCAAUUUUUGAUCCUGAUUCCGGAUAUGAUGUUUUUAUUGCUU